CUCAGUCCAACCGACAUCAAGACAGUCAACCAGAGAAUGUGGCUGCUGUGGCAUCAACACGGCGAUCUGGACCAUCAGCUGGCCACCAUCUGCCACCAGCUGGAGGAGCGUUUGGGCAUCAAAUCGAUGUUCGAGUCCAGACAGGCUCGCUUCAUCGGCUGGGCCGACGAGCUGGAGAAGCGCCUGAGCCAGGAGACGCGCCCUAGACUGGACCCCAGGGAACUGCUGCGGAAGCUGGAGGUGGAGCUGCAGGCGGAACUGGGCUUGAAGGCGCGCGAGUACGACUGGCUGGUCCGAGUGGGCACUGAGCUGGUGAACUGCUGCGGCGACGAAUACGCCGACGUGACCGCCAAGCAGAUCAUCCAAGCCCGCACCAACGACGUGCAGGAGCGCUGGGAAAGGCUGGACAACCUGGGCAAGAGCCGGGCCAAUAAGAUCCACGAGCUCAUGCAGACCACCUGGCAGUUGGAGGAGCGCGUCCGGCAAAUCAGAGCGUGGCUCGCGCAAGUCGAGCACCAACUGGCCAGCCCAUUGGUCUACGAGUCGGGCGCCAAGGAGACCAUCGAGCGCCAGCUGCAGGAGCACGAGAAGCUGAAAAAGUCCAUUGAAAACGAGAGCGGAAACAUCGCGGAGGUGCUCAACCUGUGCGACCUCCUGCUGGGCGACGACGACCUCUUAAAGGCCCAGUACUCAGCCGAUGGCUUAAUAGACGCCGUCCGGAACCUGGAGAAGCGGUGGAAGGCCAUUUGCGGCCAAUCAGUGGAGCGGAAGAAGCGGCUCACUUUCGCCUGGAAGCUGCUGCAGGAGGUGCUGAAGCUCAGCCACGACCAGGACAAGUGGCUGGUGGCCAAGGAGCGACAGCUCAAAGAGCUGGACAGGCCCGCGUCCCAGCUGGACAAGGAGCAGCUGCAACAAGCCGUCUGCACUAUCGAGUCGGCAGUCAAAGACAUCGAGGCGCGCCAGCCAGCCUUUGAGAUACUCGAGCAAACCUACUCGAAGCUGGUGCGGAUCGCCGGCACUGAUCCCCAGAACAUUCAAGAACUCACCUCAACUGCUCGCGUGAGCAUCGCCAGAUGGCAAACCCUCCUGCCCAAGGCCCGCAGCAUCCUCAAAGGGCUGCAGGCCGAGCUGGCGCCCUUCAGGGACUUCUCGCUCGUCCACGAAGAGGCGGUGAUCGCCCUGAGUAGGAUCGACGGCUUGCUGACGGAGCUGCAGCACUUGGACUCUGGCGGCGCAGCUGCGCAGCAGCUGCAAGCCCUGGAAGCCCACCUGGCCGCUCAGACGCCUGUGCUGCAAGCAGCCGAUCGGCUGGGGCUGCAGAUAAUGAAGAAGAGCCCAAAAGAGGACAUAGCGAAAAUCCAGGAGAUGAUCGACGAGUACCAGACCCUGAGCAAAGAAAUCACUAGGAGGAUCGCCACUGUUAAGACUGAAAUCACCGUCGACGAAAGCGUCCAGGUGGACACGUUGAAGUUCGUCCAGGACACGGCAGUUCAAGUGAACACGCUGCCGCCGCAGUUGCAGCGCAUGACCUCGAUUAGCGCAAAAGACGCCUACGCAGCCGAACUGGACGCAGCGCUUGGGGAAUGCGAGCUGAACAUCAGCGAGCUGCAGGCCUUCAUCAACACGGCCGUUCCGCAGCCAGGCUCCUCAGAGUUGCCCACCAGCAGCAAGAAAAUCGCGAAAAUGUCGGCCAAGUGUCAGGCGAGCACCGAACUGAUCAACCAUCUGCACGAUCUUCUGGUGAACGAAUGCAGCGCCACCAGCGAGGAGGCCUGCAGCGAAAAGGUCGCCGCCCUGCUGGCCAGUUUCGACCAAUUGCUGAUCAGAGCGAAGGACAAGGAGCAGAAACUACGAGAGCUAAGAACUACUGUGCCCGAUGCUUAUAACUUGUUAUGCCAACAGUAAGUAGAUUCUUUUCCUCUUUAACUCUUGUACCCACAGCAUGCUGUUGGUGAGUU
Messenger RNA from Dendroctonus ponderosae (mountain pine beetle), 1958 nucleotides. Its product is annotated as muscle-specific protein 300 kDa-like. Gene Ontology annotation, cellular component: meiotic nuclear membrane microtubule tethering complex; nuclear outer membrane; cytoplasm. NCBI's taxonomy places the organism in Eukaryota, Metazoa, Arthropoda, Insecta, Coleoptera, Curculionidae. The transcript is spliced from 2 exons. The coding region runs from base 37 to 1905 and encodes 622 amino acids. Gene Ontology annotation, molecular function: actin filament binding. The record is from RefSeq and is a predicted model, not a curated record. Gene Ontology annotation, biological process: nuclear migration.